AUGGAAGGACUCGCCAUCGUCUAUCUCUGUCAAACCCGUUCGAAUCCCCGCAAGAUCGCCGUGAAUAUACUAAAAGAGAUCCAAUUGAUCUACGAUUUACUCGGACUCGAAACAAUGGACACCCCGGUGAUCGACGUAUUGGAUCAAGCGACUCCGUACGUCGUCAAGAAAUACAUUGAACAUAUUCCAAUGAAGGAAAGAAUGUCAUGGAAUAUGGACUUUGCGUCGGUCUGCGAGAAGAUAUCCACUAUUGAGACAGACAACACUCUCGUGAAUAGUGACAGAGGAAACGAGUACUUCCAAUGGGAUCCGUGGGGAUGUGCAUUGUCUGGAUAUGCUGAAAUGAGACAUCUUCUCACGAGAUGUCCGAGUGCUGUCGCCGCAGCGUGGCCUGUUUUGUUCUCGAGAUUGAAUGCAGUGUCGGGAUAUGUUGAUCCGAACAAUCCGCAAAACGAGAGUCGCUCCUCUCUUCUCCGUGGCUCAAAAAGCAAAGGAUCCUCGUCGAUUCUCGGUGAACAAUUGGGACAGGAGGCGUGUCUUGCUCUCUGGCAGAAAUAUCUCAUCAUGUGUUGUGCACUCGCUCCCGCCCCCUAUAAUCUAUCUCAGCGGAGUUUCAGUCCGACAAAUUCGAUGGACGGUCCUGGAGACGUGUUCAGAAGUGUGUCAGCGUCCCUGAGAUCAUCGAGAACGCCAGUUCCGAAUUCGUUGUCUCAACUGAUAUCGAAAGUUUGUAUGAUAUUGAGAUGGGAGAAUUUGACAGAUAUCAGAGAUAGUGUCGUAUUGGGUGUCGGAUCGAUUAACCCGAUGGCAUUUGAUAUGAUGCUCGAUGAGCUCAAAUCAAAUGGAAUCUUAAGAGAAGCGACUGAAAAGAAGGCGGAGACUAAUUUAAGAAGGAGAAAACGAAAGGAUUUGUUGAGACUUCAGAUUAUUCGAGUCAUUGAGGUCGCGAUUUUCCGGGGAUUACUGUUGGUUCACUCGUCUGGAUCAUCGUCGGAGUACACACUUCAUCCGCAUGUUGUUGAUUUUAUUGAUUCGAUGAGGGUUAAUUUAGAAAGUGAUCAUGAUCGCGACAUCACUGUCGUCACGAAGCUCCGCCUCCACUUUGCCAAACUCAUUCACUUGAUUAUCGACUCCACUCCACAUUUAUCUAGGCAUACGCUUUUCUCCGAAGAACGUCGUCACAACCUGUUCUAUCUCUUCAUCAAUUGGUGCUCCCGUGCGAUCGCCGCCGAUCGGAAAUUCCGUGACAAAGAAGUGGGAAGCUAUGUGGAACAGAAGUCAGUACUCGCAAUGUCUCGAAUUCUUUGCUGUGGUCCGAUAUUCGAACCUGCCAAGUCGAUUGGAGAAGACGGAUAUUUGUACGGAUGGCUCGAGAAACUGAUUGUGUCGACGAAUCCGACGAUGCAAUCGGAAGUGGAAGAGAUGUUGGCAUGGAUGUUGGAGUUGAAUGAGUCGGGAGUUUUGUUGGAUUGGUUGAUGAUGCAGUGUUAUACACAGCCACCCGCCGUCGCGUGUCGCUGCUUUCGUGCUCUCGUCCGAGUGUUCUCUCGUCGAGACUUCCCAUGUGAAUUCGUCUCCCUAUUCGUCUUGUGUCAAUCGAUGCUCGCCGUGAAUUCGGUGACCGAUUGUGCACUUCACAUGAUUGAAAUUCUGAGGAAACAGUUCUUGGACACUUCGAAUCUCCAUGCGACGUCGCCAGCGCAACAAGUCGCUCCGAUAGUUCAGAUGAGGAACCAGACGGAUGUUAUUCAGAGUGUCUACAACAAUGGCCACAUCCUUCCCAUCGAACAAUACGAUGUGUGCACCCGUCUCGCCAACGCCUAUCCACAUCUUACUGUAACUAUCUUCAGUGAAGUAUCCUAUCGCCUAGAAACCGACAAUUGCUCGAAUAAAUCCCAACUCCUCGGUCUUCUCCAACCAUGGAUCUCGAAUCUAGAGCUAGUCGAUCAGAAUGUUGUAGAAGAAGCUGCAGAAGGACCUAGAGGAUGGGGAUCCGAGGAGGCGACUCAACUGGUUUUGAAUAAUUUGUUGUAUUUGACAGUCACCUUGUCAUCAGACUAUGAGAAGGAGCUAGCCGAGGUUUGGAAGACGUUAGCCAUCUCGUUUCCAGCGAAUCUCCCGGCGAUUCUCAACUUCUUCUACACAACCACCCUCCUCUCCCAGGAAUCCCUUCUACCGUAUACCAAACGAAUCUGUGUUCUAGUCUCACAAUGUGUUGGCACCCGAAUCUCGUCGAUCUUGUUGGAAUGGUUGAGUACGGUACAUGAUAGCUCGAAAAUCUCACUGGAACGCAGUGAAAUUCCACCGUAUUACCGGUGGAAAGAUGAGAAUUCGGAGCGGAAAGCGAAUGAAGGGUCGGCGGCACGCGACUCGUUGGAGAGGGAGGAGCCGACGAAGGAUGGGGUUAGAUUGUUGCCGAUGCCCGCUUAUGGGGGACACUACUCGCCGUUGAGCCAGUUUUUGCCGCCUGUCGUGCAGCCUGUUCAGUUUUUUAAUAAAAGCGAAGUGGGUCUGCUCCUUGUCUGUGACAUCAUCCGUACGCGUUGCUCAGUCGAUUGGUCCGAAUCGAUGGCUCUCCUCCUUCACUUCUCAAUUCUCCGUCUCGAUUCCCUCCGUCCCGCCCUCUGCCGUCACGCCCGUCAAACGAUUAUCAACGUGAUCAUGCUCUACAUGGACAAGUCUCAACUGGCUCUUGUCUCGGCGAUUCUGCUGAAAAACGAGAUGAUUUACGGGACGGAGACGAGUGAAAUCAUUGGAGAAGUGGCUGUCGGAGUGUGUCGAGGAGAGUCUCCGUCGUUUGCCAGGGCGACUGCUGAUGAGUAUCGGAAAAUGAUAUUCGCGAGUCCCACACUGUUCUCACACAAUGAUUUGUUGUCGGCUGUCGUUUUUUGUAUGAGUGAGAACAUGGACACUCCAUUCUGGGCGAACGAAGACGCGAACUCUCGUAACUGGCGUGUCCCGAGCUCCGAACAACUCUCAUGCACCGUCCAACACAUCGUCCGUCUCCUCAUCAACCGUGCUCCUCACCAACCCAUCGAAAUGAUUUGGACUCAAUUGGCCAUGAAAAUGGCGCUGUCCACGUCGAAUCGACACGUGGCUGGAAGAUGUUUUCAGAUUGUGUCGGCACUCGGACAACCGCCAGGAGCAUGGAUUCCUUCGUUGAUGUCGAGAUUAGUGGAGACUGCUGGAGAACAACAUGAUGAGACACAGGCUUAUGUUACUGAUUUGAUGUUGUGCUUGACGGAUUGCUCACCGUUUAUAUCACCGACGAUCAUCGAAACGAUGGAAAUGCGACAAGUGAUAUCUCCAACUCAUAUGCGAUCCACCUCCUACACGCCGGCAUUCGUCAGACAAUCGGUCAUUUGUUCGAGAGUUCAACAGUCGGAUAAGAAGAACGCCCGUCUCUCUCUUCUCGUUGCUGAUCAGGAGUCAUGGACAGCCAAGUCACCGGACGCUUUGGUUAGAAGUAAGAGUGCAGAGCAGUUGCAGAGUGAAAAUGAUUCGAAUGAGGAAACAAUGUCACGAAUGCAAAUACUCGCAAUCGCUGUGAGUAUGAUGGAGUCUGGAAUCGAGAAUGAAUUCCUUCUUGCUCUGAAUCUUCUCAACAAAGUGCUCGAUGUGCCGACAUCGCAAAAAGUGCAGUGUCUUGCCAAAUACGAUAAGAUGGUUGGACAACUCGAAUGGAAGAAUUUCAAUGGAAUUGUUUCGUUGAUUACGAGAGGUGCCAUAAUCCCAACCGCCUACGAGCCAUCAAUUCAAGCAAUGAUUCGUCUCAGCGAUGUUCUUGCCGAGGAAGUUGUCGGCGGACCCAACGGAAUCGCCAUCUUCGUCUGUCACACUCUACCGUACCUCGCCACGAAUUUCGAGGCGCCAAAUGCGUUGUGCAUCAAUGCGGCGAAUUCGAUUGCGGCGUUCUGCGACGAGACGAUCAAAACGCAGUCGGGCGCUCCUGCCGACCAUCCAUUCGUUCAUUUGUCGACUAUAAUGAGACAAUACGCGAUGAGAACAUUCAUGAAAGACGCUCAACAGUUUAUGAAAUGUGUUCUACAGUACAUUUGUGAUGGAUGCAUUGCUCUGAAUGUGGAGACUUUGAUGUGUCUACUGGCUGAAAUGAGUGAGAGAGGAGUGACCGGUUUGAAUGGAAGUGUACUUCAUAUGGUUUUCUUGUUACUUCAACACAAUCAUCACUCCAUUUCCCCACUGUUGAUUAAUGCGCAGGUAAUCCGGAGUGUAUCCCGCUUCCUACAAGGCAACAAUUGGCCCGACGUCGCCCGCAUCUACAAGACAAUCAUCGAGAAAUGGCGGAACGAGAAUCCGAAUCUCGACACUGACUUCCAACUCGACGUCGUCACCGGAUCCACCACCGGUAAUUCUGGAGCAGUGACGGUGAAGCCGUCGGAGGAGAAGGAGAAGACGUCAGGAGGAGACGUGAAACCAGAAGAGAAACCGCCUGGAGAUGUGGCGACUACAAGUCUGAAGAGAUAUCCACCGGCUCAUAUGAGAGUUCGAGACAAAUUAGUUGGGAUUCUGUCAGCGUCGGGACUUCGUAUCGGUCUUCCCUCGUCAGUUUCCCUGGUAUUCUCAAGAUCUGAUCUUGGAAGUGCCACGUCAUCAACCGAGAGAAUCUGCGCGUCGUCACAAGAAGUGGCGUCGACAAUGUCCCUUCCAGACCCCUCACAAUCCGGAAUCACCGACUCAUUCCCACGUGUCUUCAAGGAAUUCGACUUCCUUGAAGCCGAACAUGACAGUGUCUCAGAGACCGCCGAUAGCUGCUUCGGAUGGUUGUCAACGAUGCGACCGACACGGGAGAAGGACGAGGAGAGAGGAGGAUCCACGAGGAAUCUGUCGAGUGGAGGAGCCGAGGAGCCGGAGGAAGAGGAUGAGGAGUCGGAGAUGCAUGAUAUUGAGGAGAGUAGUGAGAGAAUGUCGGACGGACGUCUUCAUGAAGACGAUGAUGUGGAGGAAGAGGAGGAGGAUGAUGAGGAGGAACGGACUCCGUGUCAAUCGGAGUGUUGUGAUGAUGAUAGAGAGGAGGCUGAAUUACUUUUAAGACAAGAUAUCGAAGCGUACACGAGUCGAGGGGGAAGUGUGGCAGCUUCAUCGUUGGCUGAUGAUGAUUUGAGAAGCAGAUUGACCAAUAAUAUUGUAUCGAUCUCGUCACAAUUGACUGAACAUCGUCACCUGGAAGAAGAGAACACAUCAGUCGAUGGAUCAUCUGUUUGCGCCUACAGUAAUGCCUCAAUGCUAGCCUCCGAAUACUACCCGAAUCGAUCGAGAUGCCUCCGUAUCCAAUGUAUGAACCAUCUGGAUUCGAAGAUCGAAAGAGAGUUCUCAAUGAGUGUAAACGAGAUAAACGAGUCGAAUGACAGUACGAUUCUCGCCUACGGUACACUUCUCUCCACUCAAUUAUACAAGGCGUCGUGUGGAAAAGUGUGUGCUCUGUUGAGAGAUGCUUCCCAUAUCUUGACGAAUCGAGCCAUGUCGAGAAGCUUUGCGACCGCUCAGGAGGUGUUGUGCAACGUGGCCGAUAUUCCAUUCUUGUUUGUUACGGAGCAAUUUCUCCGCAACUCCCCGCUAUGCCUUCGUCUGAAACAUACACUCAACGAGUUGAAAGAGCAUUGGGAGACGUUCGACGAGAGGAGAGAUCAAUGUCAGAAGGCGAUCAACUCUCUUCGCUCCGCCUACAAACUCUCAGCACUCGGUGGAUCGACGUCAUCAUUCAGUCUGACAUCGGAACUUGAUAUGGGAAAACUGUUGAAUAAGUUGGUGUUCCAAGUGAAACUGAUGAUUGAUGCGUUGAAGGAUAUGUCGGAUGCUGUCAAGAAUUCCACGAGUUCACAGACGUACUCUCUCUCGCCGGCCAUCUUGGAACACCACCGCGAGCUCCUAAUGUGCGCCUCGGACGACGCCGCCUCAUCAGUGAACUCAUCAAUGUCACGUCUCAACGUCGACAACGAGUCGUCGAUCCCCCGCUCCCAACAUUCGUGCGAUUCGCUCGUUUUGCUUCUGGCGAACAAACGAUAUACACAGGCUUUACAAGCGGUUCGACAACUUCGACGGACCUACGGUGAGGAAUACGGAUGCUGUGAGACUGUCGACGUCGAUGUGCUCUUGCUUCUCUUCUGUCGAAGUCAUUCGUUGAAGGCGUGGGCUCUUGUUGGAGCAUCGUCAGAGGAAAUCACGCGACAAAGUGAACUUUUGCGUGAAGCGAAUGCGGAGUUGGCAUCGUGCCUCCGAAGAAAUGCUCAAAGUCUCCAGAAUCUCGAACGAGUCACGCCGUCAAUGGGAUCGACGACCGAGUCAUUCGCCCAGUUGCCAUCGUCCUCCGAUCAUUAUGAUUAA
Caenorhabditis remanei is the source of this 6342-nucleotide messenger RNA. RefSeq lists its product as uncharacterized. Lineage: Eukaryota; Metazoa; Nematoda; Chromadorea; Rhabditida; Rhabditidae. Gene Ontology annotation, biological process: neuron projection development; cell morphogenesis. The transcript has 20 exons. Gene Ontology annotation, cellular component: site of polarized growth; cell cortex. The record is from RefSeq and is a predicted model, not a curated record. The coding region runs from base 1 to 6342 and encodes 2113 amino acids.